Molecule: messenger RNA, 5046 nt
Organism: Mustela erminea (ermine)
Lineage: Eukaryota; Metazoa; Chordata; Mammalia; Carnivora; Mustelidae
Gene: NCKAP5L
Product: NCK associated protein 5 like
Exons: 14
Coding region: 310-4503 (1397 amino acids)
Biological process (GO): microtubule bundle formation; microtubule depolymerization
Cellular component (GO): microtubule plus-end
Source: RefSeq, a predicted model, not a curated record
GCUCUCCGGACGGGCGGACUUAGCUCUCCUCCUGGGAACAUCUGGCGGGGGGCUGGGAGGGGCGCGCAUCCAAGGCGAACGUGGAUUGGCUGCACGGAAGGAGGGAGGCGGGGUCCGGGCGAGGGGCGGGGCUCACUGGCCCCUUUAAAGCCUUGACAUCAAGAGGCGGCCCCAGCACCCCCCUUCUUCUGCCCCCCGCCCCCGAGCCGCGGCCAUGGACCCGGCAGAUCCGGCCUGCCCCGGCCCAGCUCAACACCUGAUUUCGACCCAACAUCCAACAUCCAGGCGUGUCGUGGGACCACGGGAGGAAUGUGUGAAGCCGGGGCCAUCCUGAAGAACCCAGGUGAGGUGACCAUUCUGGCUGCUAGCGUGACCAUUCUGGCUGCCAGCCUGGGUGAGGAGGCAGAGACAGCCUGCCGGGUGUCUCUCACGUGUUCCCAGGGCCCGAUGUCAGAGGCCAUGGACCAGCCCGCUGGGAGUCCUGGAAAGCCAAGGCCGGGAGAGGGUGGUGACAGCGGCACGGAGCCGGGCACCUGCCAGGAGCUGCUGCACCGACUUCGGGAGCUAGAGGCAGAGAACUCGGCGCUUGCCCAGGCCAAUGAAAACCAGCGGGAGACCUAUGAGCGCUGUCUAGAUGAGGUUGCCAACCAUGUGGUGCAGGCACUGCUAAACCAGAAGGACCUGCGGGAGGAGUGCAUCAAGCUGAAGAAGAGGGUGUUUGACCUGGAACGGCAAAACCAGAUGCUGAGUGCCCUGUUUCAGCAGAAACUCCAGCUGACGACAGGCUCCCUCCCUCAGAUCCCACUAACGCCGCUCCAGCCGCCGUCAGAGCCCCCGGCCUCCCCGUCCCUGAGCUCUGUCGAGGGACCGACCACCUCGCUGCCUCUGGGGCACUGUGCGGGGCAAAGAGAGGUAUGUUGGGAGCAGCAGCUACGGCCAGGAGGCCCAGGACCCCCAGCCGCCCCACCGCUGGCCCUGGAUGCCCUGUCCCCGUUCCUUCGAAAGAAAGCGCAGAUCCUGGAGGUGUUAAGAGCCCUGGAAGAGACCGACCCCUUGCUGCUUUGCUCGCCUGCCACCCCGUGGCGACCUCCCAGUGAGGGUCCUGGCUCGCCAGAGCCCAUCAAUGGCGAGCUGUGUGGCCCACCCCAACCUGAACCCUCCUCCUGGGCCCCCUACCUGCUCCUAGGCCCUGGUAGCCUGGGAGGCCUGCUACACUGGGAGCGCCUCUUGGGGGGCCCAGGGGAGGAAGAGGGUGCUGGGCGGAUCUGGGGCCCUGGUAGGGGCGCCUCCCAGGCUCUAGGCACUGGCUCUGGGGCCCCCUGUGCCCCAGGCAGCAGCUCCUCCUCUUCCUCUGAUGAGGCGGGUGACCCCAAUGAGGCGCCCAGCCCGGACACCCUACUUGGGGCCCUGGCCCGCAAACAGUUGAACCUGGGCCAGCUCCUUGAGGACACAGAGUCUUACCUGCAGGCCUUCUUGGCCGGGGCUGCAGGCCCACUCAGUGGGGACCUGCCAGGUCCCGGUCAGCCAUCUUCUCCAGACCAGGGGCCCCCACAGCUGUCCAAGUCCAAAGGCCUCCCCAAGUCAGCUUGGGGUGGGGUUACUCCAGAGGCCCAGAGGCCAGGCUUUGGUGCUACCUCAGAGGGCCAGGGGCCCCUCCCCUUCCUCAGCAUGUUCAUGGGUGCGGGUGAUGCCCCCCUUGGCUCACGGCCUGGCCACCCCUACUCCUCAUCUCAGGUGAAAAGCAAGCUCCAAAUUGGCCCCUCUUCUCCUGGGGAAGCCCAGGGGCCACUUCUGCCCUCUCCAGCCAGAGGUCUCAAGUUUCUAAAGCUGCCUCCAGCUUCAGAGAAGGUCCCCAGCCCAGGAGGCCCCCAGCUCAGCCCCCAGCUUCCCCGGAACUCCCGAAUUCCCUGUCGAAACAGUGGCUCUGAUGGCAGCCCCUCCCCACUACUGGCCCGCAGGGGUCUGGGUGGAGGAGAGCUAUCCCCGGAGGGAGCACAGGGCCUGCCCACCAGCCCUUCCCCCUGCUCCGCAGCUCUGGACUCUGCACAGCUCAGACCACCCCCGCCAGCCUUGUCUACCACACUGUCCCCAGGACCCGUGGUUUCUCCCUGCUAUGAGAACAUUCUGGACCUUUCCCGGAGCACCUUUAGGGGGCCUUCCCCAGAGCCACCUCCAUCCCCACUGCAGGUACCCACCUACCCACAAUUAACCCUGGAGGUGCCACGGGCCCCUGAGGUCCUCAGAAGUCCUGGAGCUCCCUCCAGCCCUUGCCUCCCAGAACCUUGCUCCUAUGGGAGUACCCAGGAGAAGAGUCUGGACAAAACUGGCUCGGAGUCUCCCCAUCCUGGCCGCCGGACCCCCAGCAGCUCAUCCAAGAAACCCAACCAGGGGGCCGGGAGGCGACCUGGGGAUCCUGGCUACACCCCUCUGCGGGACAGACUGGCGGCCCUGGGGAAACUGAAGACUGGCCCCGAGGGGCUGGAGAAAAAUGGGGUGCCAGCCAAGCCUGGCACCGAGAAGGCCCGGGGAGCAGGGAGGUCAGGGGAGAGCCCUGGAGACGUGGCACCUCCCACCCCCAGGCCUCCUGAGGGGCCAGAAGCCAAGGGGGCCCUGCGGGGGGCAGUGGCCUUGGGCACGAGCAGCCUGAAGCAGCAAGAACCUGGGCUCCUGGGAGACCCCGGAGCCCGCAUCUACUCUUCCCACUCCAUGGGGGCCCGGGUGGACCUGGAGCCCGUCUCACCGCGGAGCUGCCUCACCAAAGUGGAGCUGGCCAAGAGCCGGCUGGCAGGGGCCCUGUGCCCCCAGGCACCCCGCACCCCUGCCAAAGCACCAACCUCAGCCCCCAGCCUUGGCAAGCCCAGUAAGAGCCCCCAUGGCAGCCCAACGAAGCUGCCUUCCAAGUCACCCACCAAGGUGGUACCGCGCCCUGUGGCCCCACCGACCACCAAGGAGCCCCCGAAGCCUGACAAGGGGAAGGGCCCGCCUUGGGCUGACUGUGGCGGCACUCCGGCCCAGCCUUCGGCCCCCACCCCCAGCCCGGCGGACCCCAGCCAAGGCCCCGAGGGCCGGGCCCCACACUCGGCCAUCGAGGAGAAGGUGAUGAAGGGCAUCGAGGAGAACGUGCUGCGGCUGCAGGGCCAGGAGCGGGCGCCGGGCACCGAGGCCAAGCACCGCAAUGCCAGCAGCAUCGCCAGCUGGUUCGGCCUGAAGAAGAGCAAACUGCCGGCGCUGAACCGCCGCACCGAGACCACCAAGAGCAAGGAAGGGGCCGGUGGGGGCUCCCCGCUCCGGAAGGAGGGCAAGAUGGAAGCCCGGAAACUGGAGGCCGAGAGCCUCAACAUCUCCAAGCUGAUGGCUAAGGCGGAAGACCUGCGCCGGGCCCUAGAGGAGGAGAAGGCCUACCUGAGCAGCAGGGCGCGGCCACGGCCCGGAGGCCCAGCCCCGGGACCGAGUACCGGGCUGGGGCAGGUGCAGGGCCAGCUGGCUGGCAUGUACCAGGGCGCUGACACCUUCAUGCAGCAGCUCCUCAACAGGGUGGAUGGCAAGGAGCUGCCGCCCAAGAACUGGCGGGAGCCCAAACCCGAGUAUGGCGAUUUCCAGCCAGUGUCCUCUGACCCCAAGAACCCCUGGCCAGCCUGUGGGCCUCGAAAUGGCCUGGUGGGGCCUCUUCAGGGCUGUGGAAAACCUCCUGGAAAGCCGAACAGCGAGUCAGGAAGGCGGGAAGAGAUGCCCUCAGAGGACAACCUGGCUGAGCCAGUGCCCACCUCACACUUCACAGCCUGUGGCUCCUUGACUCGAACCCUGGACAGUGGCAUUGGGACCUUUCCACCCCCAGACCAUGGCAGCAAUGGGACCCCCAGCAAGAAUCUUCCCAAGACAAAGCCACCACGGCUGGACCCCCCACCCGGAGUGCCCCCGGCUCGGCCCCCAUCCCUUACCAAAGUCCCCCGCCGUGCACACACGCUGGAGCGUGAGGUGCCAGGCAUAGAGGAGCUGCUGAUCCCUGUGAAGACCCAGGUCCUCCCCCUCCCGUCCAGCUGGCUAAGAACUGGACUUUCCCCAACGCAAGGGCAACCAACAGCUCCACUGACCCUUUUCUUUGCCCAUCCCGACAAUUGGAGGGGCUGCCCAGGACCCCCAUGGCCCUGCCCGUUGACCGGAAGCGGAGCCUGGAGCCCAGCCGCCCAGCCCCUCCUCCCCAGGGCCCGGCAUUCGGAGGUAGCCGCACGCCCAGCACGUCGGACAUGGGCGAGGAAGGGAGAGUGGCCAGUGGGGGUCCUCCAGGUCUGGAGACCUCAGAGUCUCUCAGCGACUCCCUCUACGAUUCGCUUUCCUCCUGUGGGAGUCAGGGCUGAGGGGCCACGCCGCACGACGGCCCCUCUCUGGAGUUGGAAACCACUGACUGGACCAGCUCUCCUCCUGCCUCAUCCCUUGGGGCAGGUGGGGCCCCUCCCUGCAGGGACCAAGGAGGCAGAUGGAUCAGAAGGUGAAGGGGGUCCCUGACACACCCCACUGCCCACCGCUGCUGUGGAGGAGAUGACCACUCUCAGCUCAGGGAGAGACCCCACCUUUGGUCCCUUCUCUCACCUGGAGUAAGGCUCUUCCUCCGAGAGACUGGGGGUUCAAGGUCGCUGUGUCCUGGCCCCCGCUCCCCCUUUCGGGCUGAGCCAUCCUGUGGUGCUGGGCUUCCCGCCCGCCAUCUGUGCCAUCUCUGCCCAACCCGGCCGCUCCCUGCCCUGGAGCCCCGUGGGACUAGCCCAGAGGCCCCGGGCCAGUGGAGUCUAGGGGCAAAGGGUCAAGUUGCCUUCUCUCUCUGUCUGCCCUGGUCCUCCCUGCUGUCUGGAUGGUGCUGCCCUCCCUACCCCAUGUCUUUGGGGUCCAUUUGUCUGUCUUUUUGUUGUUUUUUUUUAUAUUGAAGCGCCUGGCCCAGUCCCCAGCCCCCAUCCCUGCGCUGCGGUUAAUUUAUCUGUCGUUAAGAACUCGGCUGCUCUGCUUCCAGCCUCUGCUUCUGCCCUCUUCCUAAUAAAAUGUGGAGGCCCCUCCCUG